Molecule: messenger RNA, 935 nt
Organism: Schistocerca gregaria
Lineage: Eukaryota; Metazoa; Arthropoda; Insecta; Orthoptera; Acrididae
Exons: 5
Coding region: 81-935 (284 amino acids)
Biological process (GO): regulation of transcription by RNA polymerase II
Cellular component (GO): mediator complex
Molecular function (GO): transcription coactivator activity
Source: RefSeq, a predicted model, not a curated record
ACCAGGUCGAAGACGAAUUCUCUAAACUCUAUGCGAUCAACGAAUCGCUGCUCAAACUAAGCGCAAUUCGCUCGGAAGUAAUGAAAGCCUUCGAAAACUUCUCCAGAUUAGCAAUACUUCCCCCAGAAUCGACCAACAUCGACAAAUUGACUUCAAGCGUCUUCAAGCCAGUCUUCCGCUCGAUCGAAGCCCUCUCCAACGCCGACUACUCCUUCUUCGAAACACCCCGCGUAAACUGCUCCCGACAAAGACACGCUCCGGACACAAUCAACGAAAUCGCAUCUCACAGAAAAAAACGCCGAAAAUUCAUGGAAAAUGCCAACUUGAUCUUCGCAAACAAACUAAAAGCCUACUCUCUAAACUCAUUCAACUUCCUUAAAAAACCUCCAAUCGACGAAUUCUGCAAUCUCGAAUCCAUCAUCGCCGAAGUCAAGCAACUCAAGGGAGACCGAAUCCAAUUGGAGGCAUCCAACUUUUCCCCCUAUCCCGAUGCCCAAACCCACGCCGACGAACGCGUCCAAAACCACCCAAACCCUCAACUACGAACCAUUCAGCUCCGACUCGAGAUCAGACCGCGACUUUUCACCGCCCUUAUCUCUUUGACGACCUUCAAAAACAAUGUAAAACAUUUAAAAAAAAUAUGCGUACUGUCAUGCGAAGAGUCAACCGACGGCGCUUCUCGAGCCCAGAGCAGUCAUCCCGUGUUUUGUAGGCUGACAGACUACGCGUCAGAAGCACUUCAGUUUUUCAAUCAGUACCACUCAAACCCUCUAAUGUCGCUGUUGCUAUGGACCCUAUCAUAUGAAGACAUCUUCACUGCAGCCUGCUCUGUGUGCAAGAAGAAAAUCGCAGACGAAGGAAUCUACGGCAUGCUGCCACCUCUCAAAACUAAAAAUUUCAGGCCGCACUCGAGACACCAUUUCUCGUGCGGCUAA